GAAGGGCAGUCACUGCUGAUAUUGACAGCAUAUAGGACGUGUACAGCUGCACCGAAGCGAAGUUACUUGGUGCUUUGUAUAAUUUUGUUUUCGUUAAGGAAAAAUAAAAUAAACAAAAUUUUUUAUUUUACUAGGUACAUGUUCGUAAAUAAUAAUCAAGUAAGGUGUAUUUACGAAAAACAGUUUUACAUCUCAGCGCCCCUUCUGUCUUGACUUUUCUUUUAAUCAUGUGUUCGAUGUGAUUACGGUUUUAAUAUGCAAAAUAUCGCAGUGUGGUGAUUUCUCGCAAUUGUGGGGCAAUUUCCCUGAAGGAUACUCCGUAAUGAGGCUGGAUCUAACUGGGAAAUUGGUGAGACAUUUAGACCAGAAGUGAAUCAACAGGAUACUGAUAAAAUAUUCAGAGUCCUGUGCUCCCAACUGAAGCUACAGAAAUGGAUACUGAUCGCUAGAUUACACGAAAAGUCUUCUCCGUCUGCUGUCACAAGUCGUUUCCUGUUCUGGUCUUUUGGCUCUCUCGUGAGAAGUACAGCAGUAAACAUCAUGGCAGUGGUUGGAGUCUCAGUUAGAGAGGAUGCGCAGUGCCAGCAGUACGGUGAGGUGAAUCAACUGGGAGGCGUGUUCGUGAACGGUCGACCUCUUCCGAACGCCGUUCGCCUACGGAUCGUGGAACUGGCGCAACUUGGGAUCAGGCCCUGUGACAUAUCGCGACAGCUACGGGUGUCGCACGGAUGUGUGUCCAAGAUCCUGGCGCGGUACCACGAGACCGGCUCCAUCUUACCGGGAGCUAUCGGCGGAAGUAAGCCUCGGGUUACAACACCCAAAGUUGUGGCGUAUAUCAAAGAACUUAAACAAAAGGACCCUGGUAUCUUUGCUUGGGAGAUUCGAGACAGACUGUUAUCAGACGGUGUUUGUGAUAAGUAUAAUGUGCCUUCAGUAAGUUCCAUAAGCCGGAUACUGCGGAACAAGAUAGGUGCUCUGGUCCAUCACCAUUCAGGUGCCUCCCAGCAUCCUCACCUCUAUAAUUCUAUCUACCCGACAUAUCCCUACGCGACUGCGGCUGGGGCUGUGCCCGCUAAGCUCCCUGGAGUGGGCUCCCCUCCGUCUCCUGUCACACACUGCAUCGCACCUCCACGGGGGCCCCAGACGCACUGUUGGCCAAGUUCGCACUCCGUCUCUGACAUCCUAGCGAACGCCCACCAUCACGCCGCCGCCGCCGCUGCUGCUGCAGCCACCGGGUUCAGACCCACGGUCCAGCAUCCGUCAGUGCCCUCCACUGCGGGACAGGUGACCAUGGCUCCCGACCCGACGCAGAACUACAAUUAUUAUCACAUGUACUUACAGAGCUGCAAUGCGACUCCAGCGGCUUCGCUUGCUGUCAUGAACGGGCAUCAUGGCCUUGCGAGCCCGGCAACGAACCUAUAGCUACGGGCGAGACCACCACAGAGCUUCGCACUUGAGUGUGCGUGGGAAUGAGUGCUUCGUUAUUGGGACAUACAUAAACAGUAAUAUGAGGAUGGAGUGUGAGACCAUCACGGCGCUCACUCUGAAGGACUGUGACGCCAUUUAGUCUGGUAGGAGGUCACCAACGUUUCGGAGGAACAAAUUGCUUCCAUCUUCAUUGUCGAAAAGUGAGCCGUCACUUUGAUUGCUGAUUGGCUUACUCGUCGAACCAGCAGGUGGAAAUGGCACGUUCCUUCGAAACAUUCACAAACUUCUUCCAGACUACAGGGCGUCACAUUUCAGAAAACUGUGCGCGUCUCAUAAGAAUGAGUUUAAAUUGUGUCUUAGAAACUUUGUUCUAAAAUUUGAUGAAAGUGAUGUAUUAUUAUUAUUAUUAUUAUUAUGACAGUUCAUUUUAACUUAAUUAUUUUCUCAUAAAAAUAUAAAAUUAAAAAAAAUACUGUCACGUUUCGGAGAAUAGUCUCUUUCCUUCUUCAGGUAAAAUAGAGGCAGAAAGUCCAUUUUGUUGCGUCAUUAGGCAAAACUGAUCUUCGUGAGAGGCGCUUUACCUGAAGACGGGAACACAGCUAGUUUGAGAAACCUAGCAAUUUUUAGAAUUCUGUAUUUUAAUCAGGCAGCGGUUACAGUCCAACUGAAGUGUCGCUUUGUAAUUUGAGAUACAUGUUAUAUUUAAGUUUAUUCAUGUAUGGUCGCCAUCUUGAAAUAGAUAAUUGGAACUUAGUUCUUUUUGUGUUGCUGUUAACUCUGGUGGACAAGAUUCGGUGCACAAGCGGCAUAACGCAGCUUACCUCCGUCUGUAAACUAAAUAAAAGCACUUUUCCGAAUAUGUAUGUCCCUUGACCUACUGCGAAUGCCGUGAUCUAGUGGUUAUCACUUUUGCUUCGCUUGUGGGACAUUCUGGGGUUCGAAUCUCCGUCCUGAGAUCUAUUAUGAUAGAGGUUAUUCAUGGGUUUCCUCACUCCCUCUAGAAGAAUUCUGGCGCAAUGCUUCAAAUUAAGCCCGAAACAAAUGUAACGCCCUUUACAAUUCAUUAUUCAAUAAUUUUCCUGCUAUUCAACACUAUUUAGUCUGAGCGUCGUGACAGAAAUCAUCCAUAAAAUUCAACCCAAUAAAUUCUUAGGAACAGCGUUUUUUUCUAAACUAAUGACAAGAAAUUGAGUUACGUGUGAUGUAACUUGCUGCAUUGAACAAGGGUGUGUUAAUUCCUGGGCUUGCUUUUGUGUUCCGGUUCCGGUUGCCUUCUUCAGAAAGAGAAGGUUUUGCAAUAAAUAUUAUUUUGUCGCCUAAUUCUCUCUGAGAUUGAUAAACGCAUUCCUUAUUCGUUUUACUUAUGACACGGAGAACUGAAUAGUGUUCUUGGUGACAGCGUAUAGUCUGGUAAGCGGUUACCAGCUUUUUGGAGGAAUCUAACGCCUCAAUUUCCACGGCAGAGAACAUAUAUGACCAAAUAUUUUUGUAAAUUGUAAAAUGAUACUUAUGGAGUAUAAUAUUUUACAGUGCUGGACAAAUUUAAUGUCACUGUCAGUAAAUGAGCCUGCUACACAAUGGGUAACAUGUAAUGGGGGUAAAGCGGCCGGGGCGUGAUGCUGACCACUCAGCAACGUAUGCCGAGAUCAAUAGUGGUGGAGCUGGAUAUAACUCGACUGCCGCACAUGCCUUCAUGACUUGGUGACUGAUUAAUUAAGCAAGAACAACUGGAAAUUAACCUUAUCAUUUUAUUAUCUUUACUGCCAGUAGUUGGUAGUCGUUCUUUGUAACUGGUCCAGCUUAGGAGGAACCAUUUUUCCUUUAUACUACUUGACACAAACAGAUCCCUUUUCUGAAAAAGUUUUUGAAAAAAACUCAAGACAAUGGACAAUGCCCAAAAUAGUAGUCAUAUUAUUAAAAAACAUGAUCAUAAGAUAUAUUUCGCCAUCUCUGCCACAAACCUUCGCGAUGCACCCUACUUGAUGCUGCCUAUUAAUGAACCAUUGACUUAAUGGAGCUGUUUCCGCAGAGCCACACGACUUAACCGACUAAGUCUGAAGGCUCCAAGAGCCGUCAGGGAGUCAAAUGUGGUCAUAAGUCCCUUGGGACUCGGAACAAAAAUGGCUGUUCUGGCGAGGACCAGCAGUAAUUUAUCAGUAAAUCAGCUAGCUACGUGACUGAUCAGUGGUUCAGUAAGACAUCACAUAAACGUUUGAGAAACACGUGCCAUCGACUGAGAAUGAGUCUCUGUAACAAGUUGUAGACUGGUAAUAUAUUUUGUAAGAAAACUGUAUAAAUAUCUGUAAGCUAUUUCUUACUUCCACACUUCGCUUAGUGGCGGUUGGAGUCCAACUGUGUCCACUCGGCACGGCGGUCACUGACUGGCCUAUUGUAGACUGCCCCGGGUGAUUAUGA
This is a messenger RNA of Cryptotermes secundus, 3843 nucleotides long. RefSeq names its product paired box protein Pax-1 (gene Poxm). Gene Ontology annotation, biological process: regulation of transcription by RNA polymerase II; anatomical structure development. The transcript has 4 exons. NCBI's taxonomy places the organism in Eukaryota, Metazoa, Arthropoda, Insecta, Blattodea, Kalotermitidae. The record is from RefSeq and is a predicted model, not a curated record. Bases 541 to 1422 code for a protein of 293 amino acids. Gene Ontology annotation, molecular function: DNA-binding transcription factor activity, RNA polymerase II-specific; RNA polymerase II cis-regulatory region sequence-specific DNA binding.